This is a messenger RNA of Spinacia oleracea (spinach), 546 nucleotides long. Its product is annotated as calcium-dependent protein kinase 27-like. Bases 1 to 546 code for a protein of 181 amino acids. The record is from RefSeq and is a predicted model, not a curated record. Lineage: Eukaryota; Viridiplantae; Streptophyta; Magnoliopsida; Caryophyllales; Amaranthaceae. The transcript is spliced from 3 exons.
AUGGAUGUCAAAACUGCCUUCUUUAAUGGUGUUCUUAGAGAAAUUGUAUUUAUGAUGCAACCGGAGGGUUUUGUUGAUCCUUAUAAUCAAGGAAUUAUGAUUGCUUGUUUCGCUGUGAUGCUUGCUAAACAUCACAGCGUAAAAGGAGACUAUAAAAGCAGUAUUCAGAUAAUCAGCAAUCUUAAUCACCUACCUCCAUUGGAGUUAUACACUAUUACCUCCUCUUGGUCGUUCUCCACCCCGGGUAUCGAUAUAAUUGUGUUGAAUGGACUACUUGUUCCUCAAAUAAAAUUCACUAAUAUUGGUGUUGCAGCAACUAAAGAAACUCAGCAACUACCAGCUUCUUUAAUAAGGGCCCCGAGAAGACCACGUCCGACCGCGCCGUCGCCUCCUAUGCCUAACGUGCCUAUUCACUUCAUGCCGCCUGCUCCAACACUAGAUCCACCACCACCUCAUAAUUGUCAGCCACCGCCUUCGCGUCAACAACAUUCACCACGCCCUCCUACUGUUUUACCAUCAGCUCCACCACUGCCACCGUAUUAUUGA